Molecule: messenger RNA, 1788 nt
Organism: Anopheles maculipalpis
Lineage: Eukaryota; Metazoa; Arthropoda; Insecta; Diptera; Culicidae
Gene: Wdr37
Product: WD repeat-containing protein 37
Exons: 3
Coding region: 146-1783 (545 amino acids)
Cellular component (GO): preribosome, large subunit precursor
Molecular function (GO): protein binding
Source: RefSeq, a predicted model, not a curated record
GACAAUCGACGACGACGACGCAUUUGCACACCUUGCAUAACGACAACAACUGUCUCGCAAGCGCUCCCGGAGCGCAACGGUGGUGGUGGUGGCGCACGGAAACGGAUUAAGGCACCAGCUCACGGUAGCGGAUUCGAUAAAAUCGAUGGCUUUAGAUUUGCUUGGUCGUCAGAAAAUGCCCCUCGAUGGUGCCUCGUCGAAGCAGCCCGCGAUUGCCACUUCCACGGUCAGUGGAGGAGCGACAGGGGUUAGUACCACUACGGGUGGCAGUGGUUCGGUCGGGAGUGCUGGUGUUGGCACAGGAGGAAAUACUCCGGGAUCGGGUGUGGCCGGUGCAACGGGUGGUGUUGGUGGUGGUGCCAGUGGUGCGUCCGUCAUGGGCAAACAACUGACCGCGAAACGUUCGCUGAAGCUGGGCAGUUUGGCCGAAGACAUCAUGCCAGGCACGCUGGGAGGUGGCGAAGAACCGUUCCGUGCCCGGCUGCAUCAUUUGUUUUCGCAGAUCGAGAAAGAGUUCGAAUUACUGCAUGUGGAAAACAUGAGCUUGCGUGAAAAGUUGGAAGCUGUUGCUGGAACGCCACGUGAUUCUACCGUCGGCGAAAGGCUUCCACUGCAGGACGCAUUCGAGGUGGACGGGUCGGUAAACAAGAGCUUCAAAUCAAAGCUUGGUAGUGCUGGCAGCAAAGUGAAGGCCGGCCACAAACUGCGCGCUCAGACGAGUCGCAUCGUGUCCAGUUUCAAGGCCCAAUCGGUCGUCAGUUCGCUGGUGCGCGAAUUUUGUGGCCACAAGGACGGUGUUUGGCAGGUUAGCACGAAAGCUGGUCAGCCCAUCAUCGGUACCGCAUCGGCAGAUCACAGUGCGUGCAUUUGGGGUAUCGACACCGGUCGCUGUCUGCUACAGUACCAGGGCCACAGCGGAUCGGUCAACUCGAUUAAGUUUCAUCCGACCCGUGACAUUGUGCUGACGGGUAGUGGGGAUGCCACCGCACAAAUAUGGCAGGCUGCCGUCAACUGGGAAGUACCCGCACGGAAGGGCCACUCGUCGGAGGAAGAGCUGGAAGAGGAGGAGGAAGGACCGUACGAGGAGAAGGAAAGGAUCGAUGUGUUGCGGACACCGUUGUGCGAGUUUUCUGGCCCUGGAGGACACACGGCAGUGGUGGUUGCGGCUGAUUGGCUACCGGGCGGUGAUCAGGUCAUAACGGCCAGCUGGGAUAGGACGGCGAUUCUUUGGGACGUGGAAACCCGAGAACCGCUGCAUCCACUGUGCGGUCACGAUCACGAGCUGACGCACGCAUCAGCCCAUCCGAGUCAGCGGCUCGUGGUGACGGCUUCACGCGAUUCUACCUUCCGGCUGUGGGAUUUCCGUGAUCCCAUUCCGGCGGUUUCAGUUUUCCAAGGACACACUGAAAACGUCACCUCAACAGUAUUCACACGCGACGAUAAGGUAGUGUCCGGAUCGGACGAUCGGUCGGUGAAGGUGUGGGAGCUGCGCAAUAUGCGAUCCGCGCUAACCACCAUCCGCACGGAUUCGGCCGUCAAUCGGUUGGCCGUGUCGGCCAGUGGAGUGAUCGCCAUCCCGCACGAUAACCGCCAUAUUCGAUUGUUCGAUCUGAACGGACAGCGCAUUGCCCGGUUACCGCGUACUAGCCGCCAGGGCCAUCGGCGCAUGGUGUCGGCCGUCGCCUGGACCGAGGAUAUCAGCUCGAACUGUAAUCUCUUCUCGAGUGGGUUCGAUCGGCGCGUGCUAGGUUGGGGCGUUUGCCUGCCACCCAAAGAUAAUUGAGCAAA